AUGAAGGAAGAUGAAUCUAAUUGGUUCUCAAAGUGGGAAGAAGAACUGCCGAAGCCAGACGAGCUUAUACCCUUAUCUCAAACCCUAAUCACACCUGAUCUUGCGAUCGCCUUCGAUAUCGGAAGUUCCCAAAUCCCACUUAACCACCAUCAUCAGUCACUCCAACACCACCAACAACCGCCGGCGAUUUCAACCCCUUCGUCACAGCCAAAUUCGGGGGAAUUCGAUUCAUCUGAGCUUGGUGGUGGUGGUGAUGAGCCGGCUCGCACCCUAAAGCGUCCUCGUCUCGUCUGGACUCCACAACUCCACAAGAGAUUCGUGGACGCUGUUGCUCAUUUGGGGAUCAAGAACGCCGUCCCCAAAACCAUAAUGCAGCUCAUGAGUGUUGACGGGUUGACUCGAGAAAACGUCGCGAGUCACCUCCAAAAAUACAGGCUUUACUUGAAACGUAUGCAGGGUUUGUCUUCCGGUGGCGGUGGCAACGGUGCUGGUGGAUUUGGGUCUGGCGGAGACCCCGCUACCGACCAUUUGUUUGCAAGUUCACCGGUGCCACCUCAUUUUCUCCAUCAAUCUCACCCUAAUUCCGACAAUUUCCUGCCAUAUAUGCCGGUGGCUGCACUCCAACAGCAACAUCACCACCAACAGAUGGCGGCCGUCGCAGGGCAUCAUCUCCAUCGGCAUGUGGGCCAUUUUGGAGAAAAAGGCUCUGACAUUGUUCCCAAUUGGGGACGAUUGAAUUUGGGUGCUUUUCACUCCUAAACAUUGAAUUAUUACUGGUAUAUGGUGAUCAUGCCAAAUUUGCUGCUAUGAGGGUUUUAAGAGUUAUUGUUGAACAAAGAUGACAUUGUUGAUGAUGCUGGCGAUAGUGAAAGGCAAAUGCUGAUACAAAACGUCUUCUUUGACAAAACGAGAAGACCGAUGACAUGGCAAUUUGCUACAUAUUUUAAAGACCUGAGCUUGUAUCCAUGUUGGUAAACUUCAUAUGUGUAGGCAUUUUAUUUCUCCUGUUACUUAGUUUACAUUUGAAAAGAUGAUCUUUGCUUCAUUGUAAAUUCGGGGUUGUUAGUAGAUCCUGAAACCGAUCUUUGAUCAUAUAAUUAAUGAAAAUAUCCAAUAAUACUCUUGUAUCAUGUUAUACUGUUGGUGUUGGUAUGAUCUAAUAAAUCCAUCAAAUUUGUCAUGCAUGAUAACUUGCCUCUUUCUCACACAUUUUGUAUCCUUAUUAUAUGGGCUGAUUGACUCGAUAAAGUUGUUGUUUGUGUAUUAUGUAU
Molecule: messenger RNA, 1271 nt
Organism: Lactuca saligna
Lineage: Eukaryota; Viridiplantae; Streptophyta; Magnoliopsida; Asterales; Asteraceae
Source: the annotation of a GenBank genome assembly